UGGAUGGGAGGGGGAGAGAAAACACAGUCCUGUGGACAGACGGAGUGAGAGAACACAAGUGAUGAAGAAGGUGAACUGUCCGAUGUGAUGUGAGGCUGCAGAUGCAGAGUGAAGAGAGGGGAGGAAAUGCAACGGGAGGGCACACGGGGCGCUGACAGGCAGGGACACAGUGGAGGGAGAAGUUGAGUCUCAGUUACACACAACUUGAGAGAGUGAUUGGCUCAUCAUGCUGCUCUGGAGGAUGGCCAUCAUUGGGCUCUUCUACUGCUGCAUCAGAACAGGUGUCGCACGGUGUCGGAGUAAAGCUCUAUUCCCAGCUGCAAGCAGAGUAAGAAGAGGAGUGGCGAGUGCAGUCAACCCCACCUUCCACAGCUCCUUUGAUGAUGUCAAUCUGUUAUUUGAGAUCCUGCUGGCUGGCAUCCACUUUGAUGACAGUGGAGCGUUUUCAGUGCAAGAUGCUGAGCUGGAUUCCCUCCUCAAGACAAGAAACCUGAAAGUCAUCUGCGAGGAGAUCGUUCCCAGGAAGCUAACAGAUGUAUUCAGGCUCAUCUCGGGCCUUUCGAAACACACUGGUCACCUGCAUCAGGACGAUUUUGAACGCACCCUGCUGACUAUGGUGUACACCGUGCAGGGGAUGGUCAACUCCACUACUGAACAACAACAAGACAUGUGGACCGAGUCUUUUGUUAGUUUGUACAAAGCCAUCAAGCAGGAUUUGACAGGGACAAACUGAGCGGAUACUGGUGCUGCUACACACAGUGGCUCCAUGUUGGAGUUUAAUAUGCACAUAAGAAAAAUAUCCAUUGAGAUCAGAGGGUAGUCCUGGUUUGUGCGUUGAGGAAACGUUGCAUCCUUAAUCCUGACAGGCUGUAAGGAGCCUGAGAGAAAAGUCCUGUCAAUAACUGUUGCCACAGGUAAAGUGCAUGGACUGAUUAUGACACACAUAUUUACUGUCACAGCAAAAUUAAUUCAAACAUGAGGUACUGUGUACACAUUAAACUAUACGUUGGAUUUAAAUGCGGCAAAAAACAUCAUAGAUCUGCUUACAUUCACGUCUUUUCAGUGUUGGUUGUCUGACUG
Molecule: messenger RNA, 1080 nt
Organism: Epinephelus moara (kelp grouper)
Lineage: Eukaryota; Metazoa; Chordata; Actinopteri; Perciformes; Serranidae
Product: protein FAM180A-like
Exons: 3
Coding region: 227-733 (168 amino acids)
Source: RefSeq, a predicted model, not a curated record